AUGACGGAAUUUAUCGUAAAAGACGCACACAAAUGCAAAGUUAAUCUUUGCUCACGAGCUAGUCAUGAAAGUGAACGUAUUUCAAACGUAUCAUUGAAUCGAAGCACAAAAAUGCUAGCUACAACUAUACGAUUAUUGGAACGUAUAAAACGGAAAGAACAGCUAACAGUCACAGAAUUUGGUGAUGAAAAUGAACACGUAGCUAUUCUGUUACAACGUGCAGGUAUCACGCAUGGUCAAGUGCAACGUGAAUGGCCUGAAGCAGUGACAGGUAGGUCAAAUAUCAUUUCUACUACUACUACUACUAUUACUACUUCUUCUACUAUCACUACUACCAAUACAUUUAAUAUUUUUGAAUUGCUCACCAAUUCUUUUGGUGCUAUUGCCAGCACUAAUUUUUUAAUCACUAAUUUAACAAAUAUAAAUACAACAACUAAACAUUUUCAUUUAUUCAAUUUUAAAACUAUUUUACCAACUUACGGUAAAGCACAUAAAAUUAUUCCCUUAAUUAUCACUACUACUACUUCUAUGAAUGUUUCAAUCAAUGACACAUAA
Molecule: messenger RNA, 555 nt
Organism: Brugia pahangi
Lineage: Eukaryota; Metazoa; Nematoda; Chromadorea; Rhabditida; Onchocercidae
Source: the annotation of a GenBank genome assembly